ACACAGAAGCAAAAUGGCCGAUAGUAAACUAACCGAUCAUACAGCGUCUGACAGUCAGCAAGGGGUUAUGCAUGUUUUGUUUACAGCUUGAGAACUACAGUCGCUCCAAAAGGAUACUCGCUUUUCCUCAGUUUUUUCUACGAUUAACAUUUCGGUUUUCGGUGAUGUCAUUUCUUAUUCAAUUUAGCCUUGAACGCCUCGAAGAACUAGCUCGCUAGGCUAGCUACCUUGCUAGCCUGCUAGCGGUAGGUCUGCGAGGAUUUUUGCACAGAAGCACUUUAUGUCCUGUGUGAUUCCCGAGGUGAGUGUUUCACUUUAACCUUUAUAUAUUUUUACAGCUUUCCCGGUACACAGCGUCAGUAAUGUCUGCUUUUAUGGAGCAAACGUUUGGUUUCUCUGUUUAGCAGGGAUUCGCUUGUUACGCGUUGCAAUGUUGGAGAAACGUCACUGAAGUUAGUCGGUAAAUAUGGCCCUGUCGACCGACACAUACUGCUCAACCAGGAUGCAAGCCACACGUCCACUGACUUUGUAGCCGUAUUUGUGCACAUUGUAAAGUUUUCAUGCUGGAGGCUUCGUGGAAAACGUUGUGUUUGGUAUUAUGGGCAUAUCGUCCGCAAAUAUGACGUUCCUUUUGCCAGCAGCUAACUGCGCAGAGGUUAGGUUGCUUGCUUUUGUACAGCCCACCGCCGCAAGCCCCUCGAGCUGUACCUGUCGGUCUUAUCAUCUGCUGUAAUGGCGAUUGACAUUAGAUUGUGGCUCACCUACAGGGUUGUUUCUAAAGGGGUGACCAAAAGCGAUAUGGGCCCCCCUUGUAAUCGAUUGGUCUCCCCAAAUGCCACCCUAAAAAUCCUGAACUGUGAUUGGUUUUGGCGGAGUCAGAGGCGGGACUUAUGUUAUAAUCAAGGUUUCGAACUGUGCUGUAACAGCUUGUUAAUUCUUUGCACUGCAGUGUAGCUCAUUUUCUUUUGUUAGUACUUUGCACUUCAAUUUAAUAAGACAGGUGAAAUGGAGAGAUGCUGGUUAAACAGAAAUAUUGGAAAUGUCCCUGAAUCCUGACUAUAAAAGAGCCUGCUGACAAGCCUUGAAUAUCUCGGUUUUUAAACAUACCUUGAUUUUGAUCACAUCCUGGAAAUGAGUUUGAAAUGCAUGCAGAGAAGCCUGCUUAUUUAUAUCCCAGGACAUGCUGCAUGAUAAUUAUCGGCACCUCUGUUUCUUAUCACUGCAUCUUAAUCAUGCAAACCCCUGUAAUGUUUACUGUUGACAGCACAUACCAAAGCAAUUGUGAAAUCUAAGAAAAAUGAGACCCGUGGCAUGCCGACAUUAAAUUACAAAUGUGGCAUUUCCACCUCAUUUCCAGCAAAGAGAGAAGGGAAAUACAGGCAGUAUCAAAAAUGUCCUCAACUUGGACUUGUGUAAGCCUGUAAGGACACUGAACAAUGACUUGAGAUGACCAGCGGUAAGUGGUCUAAACUUUAAAUUAUGGUUGAAUCAGUCAAUACCAAAGACAAAAUUCAGUUAUUUUGUCACUCCACUUAAAAUGGAUUUGAUCGGGGAGAUAAAAAAGGGUCGUCCAUUGACUCUGCAGCAGCUAGUCCUUUUGUAUUCUGUUACUGACAUGAAAUUCAGGUUGUCGUUGGUUCCACUGCUACAAAAUCUGUCUGAAAGAAGUUGUUUUUACAAGUGAUUAUGAAAAAGAUUUGUAUUUCUAUGUUGUGAAGAAAAGGAAUAAGGCUGCAUGAUGUCCAGUUAGCCCUCAUUAGUACUGUGUGACAUGGUGGUGUUAAUUAUGUGCAGCUUAGCCAAAGAAACACUGGACCCAGACAUAUUUACAACUCUUAAGUUCAUGAGAUCACAUUACAUUUCAUUGUGUAUCUGCGUUUUUACCUCAUCCUCCUAUGAAGUUUUUCUUUCCACAAAUCAUCCUGAUGUUUACAUGGGUGUAUUUGUGUGUUUGCAUUUCUGAAUGAUUCAUUUUUAACAUAGAUAAAGGCAGGUGUGAGGUCAGCAAGAGCAAGCCUUUCAUAACAUCAGACACAUCAUGUCAUCUGUUAUAAGUUUAUCUUCAAUCAUACUAAAAUUUCCUACUGUAAUGCAGAGGAUUCAAACUUAUCAGAGUUUGAAGUCUCUUGUUUGUUUGGCUGCUGUCUGUGUUGUCUGUUGGUUGAAAUUGCAAUCGUCUGCUGCUUAAUAAAUAAUGCAGUAUGAAGCUAGGCUACCAGGGCUGUUGUCAAGCUGGCUCUGGUUAACAUUACAGUUCUUACAACGUUAACUGGAUAGAACAAUAUUCAGUAUUAACCUGAUAAAAACAUGGACCAUUAAUUCUGAGUCUGUCUAUAUUUUUGCGUAGAAAUGGUACGUUUUUGUUGUGCAUUGAUUAUUUCUUUCUCCAUGACUUAAAGUGUAACAUUAAUAAUUGAAUGUGAACUUUUUCUUUUCAGAUAGGAGAAUCAGGAAAGGGAACAGUAGUUCAUGGAAGACAAGAAAAAGAAGAAAGAAGAUAAAAAGAAAAGGGAAACCUCUCAGAAGGUAGGGAUUCAAGUCAGAAAUUCACAACUUGCUCAAACUUGACCAUUUCUUGAAGAGAGUCUGUCUGAUCCCUCUGCUUUUACAUCUUAACUGCAAACACAGCCAAAGUUGUCUUUGUUGAAUUUAUUGCAGAUAAAAUUAAUUUUGUUUGGUAACUGAUGUUUCUGCCUCGGUGCUAUGGGAAUACUUUUUUAAUAAUUGGAAAUAUUCAAAGAAGUGUCAUGUACCACGUAAUUUAUAUUUGAACUUGAACAGUGCCUUUUUUUUAGUAUAUUUCUUAGUUUUGGUAACUGGCCCAAAGCCUGGUGAGACUACGGUCUCAGUACAUGCAUUUUUGUGGGUGGUUAUACUAAGACAAAAUUUACUUAUUGUUUUCUAAAUGAUCAUUUGCUCAUCAGUGUAUCUGACUCUCUUAUUUCUUGUAUUUUAGGUGCCAGAACAGAAAAUCAAAGGUAUGUUUAUCCCCCUGUGUUCAUUUUGCCAUCAGACUACUUUUCCUUUGAAAUAUUCAGACUUUCAUCCAAAAACACUUGUGCUUCAUCUUUGAUGUCUUGUUGAUAGACUUCAAAUAAUCACUAUUACCCUAUCGUUCUGAUUAAUGUCAUAUAUUUGGUUGACCUGUGGAGGUGUCACAUUGGGGUUAUGAUUGCACACAAAAAAUUUUAAUCUCCCAAAUUAUUAGCAAGGAGGUAUCCUAAUGUUCUUGUGCAUCUCAAAAGAGUAGAUUAUCAUGAGAAAGUUCAGUAGUUUUUAACAAUAAUUCAAGAUUGUGAAAAUAAAUAGUCUGGACAUGACAAAAAAAACGAAUCCAGAUUCUUUCAACCAUUUAGUUUGGACUCAGCUCAGCAAAUAUAAAUUGAUAUUGAGAUGUUUCUUCUUUUGUUUGAAUUUGAGUAAAUAACCUCUCAAGCAUUAUGAAUAUCAUGCAUUUGUAAGUCUAGAACACUGCCCAACCACAAUCAUGAGGAAGGCCGCUGACCUGACAGUUGUUUAAAGGACAAUCAUGGACACCCUCCACAAGGAGGGUGAACCACAUAAGGUCAUUGCUGAAAAGCCUGGCUGUUCACAGAGUGCUGUAUCGAAGCAAAUUAAUGGCUGGAACAGAAAAGUGUGGGAGGAAAAUGCACCCAAGCAACUGGGUUGACCACACAGGAUUGUUAAGAACAGCUGAUUCAAGAAUGGCAGAGCUUUAUAAGGAGUGGAUCAUGGCUGGUGUCAGUGCACUAAGAGCCACCAUGCACAUAUGUCUCCAGGAAAGACUCAUUCCUAAUAUAAAACCACACCUAAAUGAGUGAUGUCAGAAGUGUCUCACCUGGGCUAAGGACAGAGAGAACAGGACUAUUGCUCAGAUAAAACUGAGAUUUUGAAUUUCAUUUGGAAAUCAAGAGUCUGAGGAAAAUCAGAGAGGCGCCAAAACUACUGACAAAUGGCUUGUUGACUAUUUCUGGGCUUGGUUGGCCGACUAACUACCCUUACCCAAACCCAUGCGAGAGUCUUUUGGAUUUUGAUAGAGAAGAGGAAUAUGCUGAACACGCUGAAGGCUGGUAUAAAAGCAACUCGGCCUUCAAUAACAGUGGCCAUGUCUCUGGCUGAUCAUCGUCAUUGACGCAGUUAUUUGUGGUCGAGGAGUAUUGAGUGUAAAAAUGAACCAACUUUUCAGAAGUUGAACAAGUCUGUAUUUUAAAUCAGUUUUGGUUGAACUAAAAAUAUUCAAAUGAAGAGAUUUCUGAUUUUCAUGAGCUGCAAAUCAAAUUGAAAACAAGACUGACCUUUUUGACUUCAGUUAUUAUAAAAAAAAAAAAAUCAUGAUUUCUAAAUUAAAUGCGAUGUACCUGCUUAUGCAACACGAUCUACAGGUUAUUCACAAACUUAUUUUUUUGUGUGUGUUUUAGUGCCAGAAUCAGCCAAACCCUCCUGCUCCCAGCCACUUGCCACCCAAGGCUCAGUGUCCCCCAGCCCUGGCCCUCUUGCCCCCCCAUCCCCCAGUCCGGGUGCAGCACAAGUUCCUCCUGGUGGUGGGAACAAUGCAAAGCAGCGGACUGCUGUGGCCAACGGACAGCCCUCCUCCUCCCCCUCUGGAAGCCAGACAUCCCAACAGCAGCGAUACAUGUCGAGAGAGGUUCCACCGAGAUUUCGCUGCCAGCAGGACCAUAAAGUGCUACUGAAGCGGGGCCAGCCACCGCUGUCCUCCAUGCUGCUGGGGGGUGGAGGGGGGGAAGGGGGUGCAGGAGUGGCUGUGGGAGGUGGUGGUUGGGCAGCCUCUCCACCUCUGCCCUCACAGGGAGCAGAAAACCCCAAUGCAAACACAGCUGGAGGCACAGGUGAGUUGAAGUAUCACACCAAGAAAGAUGACAGAGGUUUAAGUCGACUGAGGACCACAAGCCAAAAUGAAGCCGAGCAUCUUACUAUAAAAAUCUGUUGUAGAAACUAUGCUGAGCAAUUUAAAGAGUUGAAAUGGUGCACAAUGAGGGCUUGAAAGCAUUUAUUUUGGUUCACUAGCCGUAAAAAAAACAAACAAAAAAUGUAACCCAAAUGUCAAAGGCAACCAAAAAGGUGUAGGCUGAAGCUAGAGGUUAUUAAUACCUAACCUCUCUUACCUCACACAAAUUCAUCUAUCACAACAACCUGUUUGAGGCAAGAGAAGCACAUAUGUUACUCUCAUUAAAUACACUUUAAUACAAACCUUUACUCAAAUUUCCAAUGCUGCAUUGCAUGAUUUGGUUAUUCUAAUAGUUCACUGAGCAUGACAGAUGUAUUUUGUAAUGCAUUUUAUAAUAUUUUUGGAAACAGAUGUUCUACGGGUCUCUCAACAGACAACAUGUUUUGAUAUUUGUAUUGUCAGUUUGUCAAAUAUGGAUCUACCUCUCACAUUGUACUGACUGUAUAAUUUGCAUUAUAUUGUGAUCUAAAGUGAGUUAAAAUUUUAGUUUAUUUACGCAAAUAAAAAGUAGUAAAAAAUAGUUGCAUCACCUUCAGGUCAUGAGCAUUUCUGUGAUUUAGAAACCAAACAUUUAUUUUUAUCAGUUUUUUUCUUACUUUUUUAUUUAGAGUUUUUCUUUAAACAUUGAACAGUAUCUGAGACAAGAUCAGUGUUAAAAAAAAUCCCAUACCUAUGUAUUGGGGCAUAUGAUGCAGAUGUAUGUCAAACAUCCAUUUAACACUGUAGUAAUAAGGAAAAACAAACAGGAUAAACAAGUAGACAUACAAAGAUAAAUUAGUUAAAAAAUAAGAAUAAGAAUAACUUUGUUAAUCCCCGAAGAGAAAUUCAAUAGAAUGGAUAAAUGGAUAUCUGAAUAAUACAGAAUGGAUAAAUGAUAGGAUAAUUAAAAAAAGGAGAGGAGGGACAUUUAUUGUUCAUAUAUGAUACAUGUAGCAGGGGUCCAAUCACCAAACCCUGUGGCACCCCAUAUGUAACCUCUGAAGGUUGAAUCUGAGGUGUCAAUACAAACAUACUAAUACAUAUCUCCUAUAAAGAUUGAAGCUGAUUUGAACAUGACUGCACUGUAAUGCUUUCACUGUGAACUAGAGGAAACAUUUCAUUUUUGUUCUUAUAGAUUCCAACCUGGGUUCAUCAUCUGCUUCACCCCCCAACUCCUCAUCCUCAUCAUGCGUCGCUGCUCCGUCGUCUUCUUCUACUACUACUUCAACUUAUGCAAAUUCCACAUGGGGGGCAGGCUCUGGCAGCCUGUCCUCUUCUCAGGGCUGCGGGAAGGUGAUUGUGGAUGGGACUGAUCUGGAGGAUUGGCCUAGCAUCCUUGGCGGGGCCAAAAUGAGUAGUGACGGAGCUGGAGGAGGGGUGCAGGAACAAGACUGCCCUGGUAACAACAACAACAGUAGUGCCUCAUGGAGUGAGAAAAACAUCCAGCAGAAGGGGGGAACCGUAGGAGGAGGAGUAGGGAACAUGGACAAUCCUUCCUCUCCUCGUUCUUCUCCUCUUUCCUCCUCUUCCUCGCUUAAUGAAUGUGUUCAGUCGAGUGGUGGUGUGUGGGGCUCUUCCACCUCCUCUCAGGUGGAGACAGGGCUAGGAUCAGCAGCAUUUUACAAUUCCAAAGUCUCCCAUCUUCUUCCUGGGCCUCAGGAGAGCCCUGUGGGUGGCAGCAGUAAUGUCUCUGGUGCCAAUUUUAACCCCAACAUGAACCCCUCUGCCUGGCCAGCCCUGGUGCAGGGUGGGACAUCCACUUCAUCUAGUGACGGCCUUCCUCUACACUCGUCCAUCACUUCAGUUUCCCCAUUUUCUGCCAGCAACACCCUCGUCACCACUCACUCGCUUUCAUCUGUGAAUCAAACUGGUCUCCAUCAGCAGCACAGUGAGACAGCUGGGGGAGCCAGGGGUGGAGAACCACAGCAGCACUUAGGAAACUCGGGGCAUGAGUCAGGUUCAGGUGAAGGAGCAGGACCAAAUCACGAAAGUGUGGAUGAAAGGGACUAUGGGACUGCACGGGUUGAAGAAGAAGGGAGUGCUAAUCUCUCGAGCUCUUUGUCUUCCUCCUCUGCUGCCUCUUCUUCUUGGAGAUCCAUGCCUGCAGUGCCCACUGACCUCAAUGCUGGUGCCUCACAGGCAGAUGGAUGGGGUGGAGGUGGGACUGGAGCUCAGGUGCAGGAAGGGAACGUGUGGGGCUUCGGUAGCCAGGAUGGCAAGACAGGGUGGGCUGGGGAGGAUAAUGGUGGCUCAAAUACCACAGCGGUAUCUCAGGGAGCGUUGGAAGGAGGCAGUUCAGAUGUGGAGUGGGGUGGCACAGAAGGUGGUGUAAGUUCAAGUAACUCAGCAAUAGAGGGAGGAAGAGGAGGAGACGGGAGCAGCAGCAGCAGCAGCAGCAGUAGUGGAGGAGGUGUUGGUGGCGGUGUUUUGCAGGAAUCUGCCUCACCAAAGUUUGCAACUAUGACAAAAGCUUGGGACAAUCAGAAAGGAAUGGAAAGUGGGGAGGGGACAGUGGGGGAGUGGGGUGGGCAAGGUGGAAGCACUGGAGGUGGGAGACCCUCAUCCUCUAGCGGAGGAGGGUCCAUAGCCGGAAGCGUCGGAGAUGAUAGUGACAGCGGACAAAAGCAGGAGCAGGCGUCAUCUGCUCAACAACCCCCUCACCAAACCUCCAAUGCUGAAGUGGCCUUACUCAGCAUGCUCAACAGAUCUGACCUGGACCCCAGGGUUCUGUCCAACAAAGGCUGGGGGCAGACCCAGAUCAGACAGAAUGUGGCCUGGGACCUGGAAACUUCAAGAGGAGCGGGACACAGGAAUGAAAGAAGCACUAAAUCUGCUUUCUCAUCGGGAGCCAUGAACACUACCACUGGCUCUGGGUACCCGUCUAACAGCUCAGUGGGUAAUGAUCAAUCAGCCGGCAGUCACAAGAUGGGUCCUACAACAGUGAGAGAUGGCUGGGAUGGCAGCGCACAGUCUGGCUGUGGUCCCCACAUGCCUGGCGGUACUGUGAGGAAGCCAGGUUCACUAGAAGAAGAUAUGGAGGCCAAUCAGGGCAAGGCAGCUGGAGGCUGGGGCGAUCCCCCACCUGAAAACCAAGGCAAAGGAUGGGGGAGUGAAGAAAAAAAAUGGGGGGGUCCCACUCCCAGUAGUAGAGGAGGAAACUGGAGGGAAUUUGGAGAACAGGGUAGUGGGUGGGCAGAUGGACAAGAGGAUAAAGGGACAGGGGGGUGGAAGGGAGCAGGAAGAGGGGAGGGAGGGGGCUGGGGAGGAGACUGGGGUCAGAGAGACUCCGCACCUGGGGGAGAUGGACGAAACAGAGGUGGAAGCCACUCUGACGAGGGAUCUUCUUGGGGUAACUUAGAGGAAGGGGGAACUCAGCGAGGAGGGUGGGGAGGGGUAGAUGUGGGUGGAGGUAAAUCCCACCAGGAUUGGGAGAGUGCCAAGCCCCACACAGCAUCAGCACACAUACCAAACAGCCAAGUGGCACCAAUGAAAGCCCCAAAUCAGCAGCAGCACCAAUCACAGGGCCAGCAGCAACAAGGAGGGUGGAACAGCCGGACGGUUGGAGGUGGAGGUCCACCAUCCAAAAAUCAGAACCAAAGUUCAGGCUGGACCUCAGGCCCAAUCCCCCAAAUCCCCGGGGGUGGGUCCGACUCCCUGGAGCCUAGUGGAUGGGAAGAACCCUCCCCACAGUCCAUUAGUCGAAAGAUGGAAAUUGAUGAUGGCACGUCUGCCUGGGGAGACCCAUCCCGCUACAACAGCAAGAAUGUGAAUCUGUGGGACAAGAAAAGUGCUGCAUCUGACCAAGGUCACUGUCAGCAGGCCCCACCACCACCACCACCACCCAUGCAACAACAACCACCCAGAAGGCAGCAGGGGAUGCAGCACAGUCGGGAUGCAAACCCGGGUCGGGAUGUUGCUGUCGGUAAGCAGAUAUUACAAUCAAGAAGAAUACUCAUUUUCUCACUCUGCCUGCAGUAACUUGAUCAAGCCCAUGGCUACAAAUAUCAGAGUCCAGUAGAAAUGUUAAUGUCAGUUACAUUGACUUAACCCUCUGUAGUGGUUAAACUGAAAUGAGCGGCAUGCAAAUUCUAAUAGAAAGUGUUUCUUUCCAUCCAUGUUCAGCUCCAGGUAUGUGGGGAGGGCCCUCACAAUCCGUGGAUAAUGGUACUGCUGCUUGGGGACAGACAUCAGAUGCAGCAACAGGUUGGGGUGAUCCAGAUGAUCCCGGCAAAGCUCCAGGCUGGGGGAACCCUUCACCCAACCUCGGUAAACCUGGUAAGAGUUUGAUACCAAAAUGUUUCUUUUACAACACAGUUUUAGUAAAAAUCAGACUAUGUGUUGUUACCUGUUACUUAACAUACAACAGUAAAUCUGUGCUUUAUUAAGUGUGCAGAGAUGACAUAGUUUUGUGUGUUAUGUGUAAUAUGAAAUGUGUCCAAAAUUUUACAACUUGAUUAAAAAUAAAGUGCUUGACAUUUGAACCUAUGAUGUUAAAGCUUUAAGUUGUUAGUGUUUAGUUUAUGUGGAGGGAUGGUGCCAGGUCUCUAUUAAAGCACUAGAAUUACUCCAUUAGUUUCAUAGAGAUCUGCCUUUUUAAAAUCAUUUUUUCAGUUCAGCGGUGAAGAAAUUCAGACACAGGAUUCCCAAGAUGUUCAAAAUGAUCUUUCUAUUUUCCUGCAGGCCCCAAGCCCAUGGACAGCUGGGGUGGGAAGGGUGAGGGUUCUGUUGCAGCCUCCCGACACCCGAGCUGGGAUGAGGAAGAUGAUGGUGUUGGAGGAGUGUGGAACAGCGCUGGCUCCCAGGGAAGUAGCUCCUCCUUCAACUCAGGAGGCUGGGGUCAGACUCAUGUGGGGAAAAGAGGAAAGGCAAGUAAAAGGAGGUUUUUAACAAACCUUUUCUUUAAAAUGAUAAUUUUCAUGUCUUCCUCUUUUUACUCACUUCUAUUUUAAUUCAUUUCUGGCAGGGUGGAGCUGGAGACUCCUGGAUGAACCCAGUGUCGCGUCAGUUUUCAAAUAUGGGUCUUUUGGUAAGAAGUUCCCUCGUCUUUACAUCUGUAAAUAUGGGUUAAUGUUUGAAUGUCAUAUCUGUCAUAUUGGAGAGUUUUUUAAAAAUCGUUUAGACUAAACUGUCUCCUACAUUUAUUGUGUUAAUAGGAUAGUGAGGCCUCUGUUAUGAACAAGUGUGAAAAGACUAAAUGAUUUUUUUGUCUCAGGGUGAUGACCCAAGUGUGGACAAAAAGAUGGACGGAGACAAGAGAGGAAUGAAUGAUUAUAAUGGAGAGAUGCGAAGAGGAGGAAGAAGUGGAGGAGGUUAUCGUAUGCCUAGUUCCAAAGACAUGGGUCCUGUUGACAUGGGGCCCUAUGGUGAAAAGGUAAGCAGUUUAUCUUCAUCUUAUGUCACUAGUAUGUAAACCAUCAUUAAAUCAAACCUGGUUGAUUUCACUUCCACUUACUGGGAUUCUUUUCUUUUAAAAUUGAGUUGAUAAUUGUUUUUAAUUGUCCUGACUAGUCAUCAAAACCAUCAGUGCCGAUAAAUGUUUUCGUGUAGUAACUUGAAUGAAGGCUUACCCUGGCAUCUGAAAUAAGAAUAUAUUAUUUUAAUGCACAAACACAAAAACAGGAUACUUAAAAAAACCGGAUCAAAACUUGAUAUUCAGCUUCAUUUAAAUGCAGUCAUUUUUGAAGCCAGGAAAUCAUUUUUUAAGUUUGUUAGCCGGAAUUAUUCAGAAUUUUGUGUGAUUUUUGACAGUACGUGCCUCAAGUAGACGAAACUGAAAAAGUUAUAGGACUUAAAAAAAAAACUAGGAAUUCCAGGUGUGGAAAUGUUUGGGAAAACAAAAAACCCAGAGAAUUUUAGAAAGUCGUGUAAGUUGUCUCUGUAAAUACUUGUAUGAUAGAGUGUGUCUGUGGAGAAAAAGUGUUUAUUUUAGCCUGUCAUAAAUCUGAGUGAAGAUUCACUGUGGUGGAUUUAUACAUGGAUUUGUGUUUCUGUUUUUGAUGUGUCAGAAAAUAUUCAUUCAUAUCCAAAAGACACAGGGAAGUCAUGAGUUUUUCUAACAUCAUAUGAUUACACUUACUGACACAUGCUUUUCUCCUGUGGAAUGCUCUCCGUUUCAUCCAGAUGAGCGGUCAUGGAGUGUUUGUUGGAAGUGGCGGAGGGAUUCCUCAGCCUCGAGGGAUGCACCAGCCUGGCAUGCAUCCAAUGAACCCCUCCCAGGGGAUACGUGCUCAAGUGCCUCAUCAGUUCCUGUCAGCUCAGGUCUGUUGUCUUCUGUGUCUGAUGUUAUCAGUGAUGAUGGAUGUUGUGUUUAGGAGGAAAGGAGGGCCUCUUGAGUCCUGCCUGUCAGUUUAACUUGGCACAAACAAAAGUACUGCUCAGUUUUAUGGCUUUGAAAGAUAACAGCAGAUGCCCUGUGAUGCAGGUGUAUUUCGUGAGCUGUGUGCAGUAAACCCACAGUGAUGUUAUUUCUGUCAGUAAACUCAAGCUGAGUCAUGAAAAAAAUCUAUGUCUAAGAGAACUUAAUUUAUUUCAAACACCAUGUCAUUGUAACACACAGGUGCCGGGUCCUAUGCUGAAGCAGAUGCCCUCUCCUGGUGGCAGUGUGGGUGGCGUGGUUGGAGGAGUAGGAGGAGUAGGAGGUGUCGGUGGCGUUGGAAGUGUCGGUGGGGUUGGUGGUGUCGGUGGAGGAGUGUUCCCCCCUCAGAUUUCCCCACAGCAGCUGGCAAUGCUCAGCAACAUUUACCCCCAGAUGCAGCAGUUCCAUCUGGUACGUGGCUUAAAUCGCUAAAUGAUGAAUAGAGUCAUCACUUUGAAAUAUUGUCUGUUUCGCACAAAAGUGUGUGUCUGAAACUUUGAAUCGAAGAAACGUGGCGGAUGACAAGAAACUCAACCCCCAAUUAGGCUCACAUAGAUCCUCUUUGUGAGUAAUCCCCUAUUUAUUCUUUGUUUAUCCCUCUCGUUGGACAUUUCUUCCCACAGGCUUGUCAGCUCUUGCUACAACAACAGCAACAACAGCAGCAGCUUCUGCAGAAUCAGAGAAAGUUCCCUCAGCCUCAGCCUCUCAGACAGCAGCCAGACCCACAGCAGGUAAGCAUGAAUAGUUUCACACUGAUUUUACAGAGCAUUGUGGCCCUUGGCUGUCAUAUUUGACCAUAUUUUUCUCAUCAGGAAUUAAGCCAUGACUGCAGAUGACAGUUUUGAUCAUACUGCAGAUAAUGCAAAAUAGCAAGUAGUCACAUGCUGGUCAAAUUCUAGGAAUUAUUUUGUAUGAUUACAUCUCUCUUCAUAUCUACCUGAAUGCAGCACAAAACUUCAGACCUUGAAGGAGACCUGUUAUGCUGAUUCAGUUUUAACAACAUAUAAUAUUACAAUGUUAGAGAGCCACCCUAAACCUCUAAAGUUUUAAAACAUGAGAUAACAUGAAUGUUGGUGUAAUCCCCAGACAGGUUUUCCAGCUCCUCCUAACAUCUCAUUUUGAGAACUUUGCAAGUCUUGGCCAUCGCCUGACAUCAUGUUGUGUCGUUCAGUUAGGACAGAGUUAAAGGACACGCCCACCUGGAAGUUUUUUUAAUGACAUGACUGAAAGCUUUGCUCCCUUCUGCAAAUUUUGCAUCACUGCUCAGGUUUUCCCCCUUUGCUGCUCAUAGCAGACUCAGUAUGUCUCUGAUAGAUGCUUGCUUCUGGUUGUGAAGGUAAGCCACAGCUACUUUCUCUUCCCAGAGUCAAAGGUGCUAGAAAACAGCAGAAAGUUUCUAUAUUUUCAAGUCAACAGCAGCCAUGACGUAGCUGAAUGUGCUCUACACUUCCUUGUAAACAAAGGUCAGUAAUAGCCAGACUUGGGUCUCAACUGUUACUGAAAGCUGAGGCUGUUCCUAUCUAUAAUGACCUUUCUUGAAGGCUUAAAACCACAAAUAAUAAAAGCAGCUAAUGUAACAGUAAAUAACUACUGCUUGUAUGAUGCAUAGUGCUGGUCUCAAAUGUUUUCUGUAUAGGCAUAACCCAUGGGUUGUUUCAUGACUACUAAGCUGUGUGAAAAGUAACAUGAGGCAGGGUCUAACUUUGUUUCACUGAAAAUGCUGCCAAAAACAAAGAAGAGGACUUUAUCGAUGCUGGUACAAGAUGAGGCCUUGUUAGAGAGAAUGGCCUGUCAAAAACAUAAAAUUGCGUCCAUAUGACAAGGUCUCAAAACCAUGCAAGUGCACACAUAGAACAGUGCCUGAAUUAUUGUGGUAUGGAACGCCAGACCAGUAGUUAGCGGUACAACUUUGUUAAGAAACAUCAUUGAAGAAUGGCAAGUGCCUGCACAUGAAGCUGCGACAGAGCGAUGGGUUUACAUGAAGACAGAAGAGUCGGCAUUUAAAAAAUGUUCCCACCCUGGAACCCAGUUUCAAAAAUGUUGUGUUGUCAGCCACCCAAAAUGCUGUUUCAAUGUAAAGAUAAGGCCUAACGCGACAAUAGUUCUCAGUUUUUCAGCUCAGAAUAAGGCGAAGCUUCACUGACUAAAUGAAAGGUGAAAAUAGGUAUCAGGUUUUUUCUGUUACUUCAAAAACUCUGAAAUUGCACCAACAUGACUGCAACAAACCCUCUGACUUUUAAAACUCCGCAUUUUGGGUUUUUGUUCACUUGAACAGUUACAUAAUUCACUGUUUUUCUUCAGUUAUUGCUUCUCACUCCUUUUUUUUUAUAUGCAUGUGUCUUCCAGCUGGCAAGGAUCAUGGCUAUCCUGCAGCAGCAGAGGCAGCAUCAACAGGGUGGAGUCGCACCAGGCGGAGGGAGCUCCAAACUGUCCCCCUCUCAUCUGGGAGGAGGCCUUACCAAACAGCCCAUGGGGGACCCCCUACAGCACCCUGGGAUGGGGGGGGCCUUAUCAGACCUUCAUGCCAAAACACAAGGGAUGUACUCUGGUAAGUGCAAGUAUCAAAGUGUCAGUGUUUAAAUGGUGUGACACUCUGUGUAAAAUCUAUUUAUACAGACUGUUGCGGCUGUAACUGUUGCUAUAGCAUUGGUCCUUCUUAAAGGUCUUUAUCUCUAUAGUGCAGUCUGGGUGACACCACACACAAACCGCAAAGAGCGUACUCUCACCAAAGGUCUUAUUGAGACGAGCAGUUGGGGAAUAUAAUUGACUCAUAAGUGUUUGUGCUUCUGCUUGCUAGGGCUUGCUCCAGGCGGUAACCUGUCAGGCCUUGAGCUCGGUCCCAUGAUAGGAGGGAUGAAGGACACAGGAGGACAGCAGUCCCGCUUCAAAUGGAUGAUGGAGGGACACUCUCCUGCUCAAUCCCCCCCAGACACAACCCUUCACAAGAAUGGUGAGUUCACGACUGGUUCAUUUCAUUUCACACUCUGGAUAAAGACAUCUUCCAAGCAAUUGUCAAUCUGAUUUUGAGGAAAGGAGAAGAUUGGAGGACAUCUGAAAGCUGAAUUUCUUUUAAGAGUCUGCAUAUAUUUGGUUUCCUCCUAUGUGUGUCAUCCUUUAGGCCCUUUACCCAGUGCUUUAAAGGUGAGAGGAGGAUCCCCUUACUCCCAGUACGAAAUGUUGGGCGGGGAUAGUUUGGGAAUUCCUCCUCAAGGCUCUGCAGACAACUGGCACCGCACCCCUGGGAGUAAAAUGGGGAACAAACCUGCCACAUCGAGCUGGCCACCAGGUGAGAGUAUUUUUGUCGUAGCCAAGCUGUUAAAGCCUUGUGAAGAGUAAUCAAAACAUUUUUUUUUUCAUUAUGGCCAAAAAUUAUCUACAAAUAAAGGGUUAAAAGUCCUGGCAAAACUUUGUCACCAAAUCCUCGACAAUCAACACAGACACAACCACAGAAUUUGAUAUUCUGUUAUUUCUUUAUGUAGACAUUGGAUAUCAUUUUUAUUGAUCAAAACCGUCUCUUUUGUCACAGAGUUUCAGCCUGGUGUUCCCUGGAAAGGUAUCCAAACUGGUGGAGACCCAGAAUCUGAUCCCUACAUGACUCCCGGCGGUGUUCUUGGUUCCCCUGGACCCCCAAACCUUAACGACUCUGACCACCAGUUAUUGCGAGACAACAUAGGUAUCAGACCGCAUUUUGAAAAUAAUAAGAUGUGCACUGAUUUUGGUUUAAGCAUUGGCGUUUGUUUCAUGAAGAGAUCUGAAAGGCAUUAGAUUAUAUCCCACGUGAAAGCAAAGAAAAAAUACAAGGGUUUUGUACUCUAGUGUAUUAAACAAGUAAAAGCUGUUCGUCAGAGCUUAGGUUAUCUUUGGAAGCCACUGUCUUUCCCGUGUCGGUUGGCAAUUAUCAUUAAGUCUAUUCACUAAUGGAACAUUUUUGGUGAACAAUGACAAGCUGUUUUGUUGUCUGAACUGAAGCCACAAAACGGGACCUCAGAUUUCAGCCUAACACCACUUCAGAUCCCCGCUGAUGGUGUUUCCAGAUUGCCAUCUCAAGUAUCAGCUGAUCAACAUUGUAAAACUUUACAGCCAUGUAAGGUGUGAACUUUAAACCAGAGGAAACAUCAGUGUUUAUGAACAUCUGUAGACGUGUUGUCUCAGACUUAGUUCAACUUUCAGGCUCCAACUGCAGCUGACUUUAGAUUUUCUUAUUUAUUUCCUUCAACAGGGUUUCUUUCAGAUAACUGUCUUCCAUGUUUUGCAGGGCCAAACCCCACCCUCAACACCUCGCUGCCUUCACCUGGUGCCUGGCCCUACAGUGCCUCAGACAGCCCCCUCAGCAAUGCACACAGCACAGGUUUACACUUCGAUUUUUCCAAACUUGGUUUAUAAUCUUUCAAUUUAACCUCUGAGUCUCUCCUGUUAUAAUUUCAGUGUGAUUCGCAGUGUUUCUUUUUCACUCUGUCACUGUAAAUGAGUUUGCAGUAUGUUUAGUCUGUAUACAAGUUGUUCCAAGGAGCUGGAUGUACUGUGUUUUCUUAACUCCCAUUUCUGAGGUCUGUUUGUCAAAAAUCAUUUCCCCCUCUUUCUCCCACCUCCCCAUUUCCUCUUCAGGAAAGUACUCGGAGUACAAACCCAGCUGGCCCCCAGAGCCCAUCGGACAAAACAAGUUGUGGAAGACCAAUCGCAACAGCUCACAGCUGCCACGCCCCCCUCCUGGCUUAACCAAUCAGAAGCAGGCCUCGCCCUCCCCAUGGGGAAGUGGAGGCCCACGUUUGGCACGAAGCUGGGGAGGGAGCGGGAUAAAUCAAGAGUCAAGAUUUGGGCCAGGUGCUGUCUAUAGGGACUGAUAUCACAUUUCAGAACCAUUUGUCCAUUUUGUUGAUUACAUAGACAGGCUGUGGAGGGAAGGUCUCAACAGCGAUAUGAUUUGUGAAUAAAAGUUGAACUAAACCUGGUGUUAAAGUUUUGAUCAGAGAAAUGCAUUCAUCUUCAGAGUAAUCUUUACUCGUCAUCAGUUGUGACGUCCUCCGUGAUACUCUUGUUCUUCAUGUCUUGUCUUCUUUUUUUUUUCUUUUAUUUCUACAGGCUCAGCUUGGAGCGAUGGUGUUGCCUCCAGGGGCAGCUGCUGGUUGCUGCUGAGCAACCUAACGCCUCAGGUACGAGCUGAAAAGAAGAUCAAGAGAUAGUGAUGGAGAUAAAAACAAAAAAAAAACUGCACUAAAGACUUUCAGCAACACUGCAGCCCUUUGAAUCUGUUCUCUGUGAAAAGAGAGAUUUAACUGGAGCACGCUGCUCUAUCAUCGUAAGGUUUUCUAUUUCUCACAUCCACAGCUGCAGUAUUUAUAUAUUCUGGCUGUAGGAUAACACCUUGACCCAAACAGAUGUUUUAAAAACAAGUCAAAAGCUUUAUUUGCUCAUUCGUCUGUCAUCCUCUUUGAUCAGUCUUAUGCAAAUGAGGAGUGAUGCGUGACCCAGCUGUAAUUGGAUUAUGAAGUUGGAUGAGCCAUUUAAUCAAUUAGAGUUUGCACACAUGACACUGCUCCAGGAGGAAAAACAGGAUCAUACGUUUAACUAUUGUUUCAGUUAUUGCACAACAUCAAAGUUAUUGCUGACAUAACAAGUCUAUUUGAUAGCAUGUGUGACAUAAUUUCAGAAGCCACAAUCUAACCUGUGGAAACAUAACUUAUUAACAGACAGCUCCCUAUGCACAUAAUCAUUGUGUUAUAACCUCCAUGACCUUUGUCUGGCAGACCAGUGCAGUAGUGCUGUCAAAUCACUCACACAAGCUUUUACAAGUGCUUUUAUCCUCCUUUCCCUGCAGAUUGAUGGCUCCACACUGAGGACUAUCUGCAUGCAGCAUGGUCCCCUGCUGACCUUCCAUCUCGGCCUGACCCAGGGCAGCGCUCUCAUUCGCUACAGCAGCCGGCAGGAAGCAGCCAAGGCCCAGGGUGCUCUUCACAUGUGGGUUGACCUGGACCCUUGCUAACAUUUAUUGAUUUACACUGAUCAUGCUCUAAUUGGUCUAAAGAGCCUUGUCUUGUCUUGUUUCUCCCUUUCAGGUGUGUUCUGGGCAACACCACAAUCCUGGCGGAAUUUGUUGGGGAGGAGGAAGUCGCUCGUUAUUUUGCACAUUCCCAGGCUGGAGGAGCAGAGGGGGCUAGCUCAGGAGCGGCAGCUGCCAGUGGGACGCAGGGUUCAUCUGGAUCAGGCACAGCUGUGGCCAGCAGUGGAGGUAGCUCCCCGGGGAAUGAGCGGGCAGCAGCGGGCGUGACUUCAGGUGGAAAUGGAACCGGCGGUGGUGGAGUGGAGAGCGUAUCAGCUGAUCUCGGUAGUGUAAGGUCCUCUGGCUCUGCCUGGCAGGGUCUUGAUGGUACAGGCAGUUCUGCAGAAACCUCUUCAGCCCAAGGACCUGGGCUGGCGAUCUUUUCUCAGUGGGGCUCCAACGGGGCAGGGGAAGGUGGAGGUGUGGAGGGAGUAGAGUCUGGGAGGUCUGGACUCUGGGGGGGCAUGGCUACAGGAUACCCAAGCAGCAGCCUGUGGGGGGCACCACAAAUGGAGGAAAGGCACCAAUUGGACAGCCCUGCCGCUUUGUUGCCUGGUGACCUGCUGGGAGGAGGAGCAGAUUCCAUCUGAUGAGCCCCCUUAAUUAUUUUGUGUUGGUUUGGACACUGAUACAGCAUACACUGGGAUACAUAUGUACUUAUUAUAGCACACACACACGCGCACACACUUACAUGAAAUGCAUAUUAAUGUAAUACACAUCUACACACGUGCAGACAUUUACAUCAUAUGCAUAUUAAUGUGCACACACCUAAAGCAGAAAUGUGAGACAUGUAUACACAUUCUUGUGGCCAGACUUAAGCUAUUAUAUAAACAAAUGCAGGGACUGUUAAAUGUGUAUACAGCCUUUUUCCACAGAUGAAGAUUUCAACUGCUUAGACUUGAAACCUGAAAAAGAAUGAAAAGUCAGUUGGUCUGAAAGACCAGACUGGAUUUCAAUGUGCUCAGUAAAUAGGGGACUUUUCAACAGAUUUACAUAUACAUGCACACACCAAAUACAGACAAGCCUUCAGACAGAUGGGCACUGUAAACAGCAUUACCUUCAUCGUAUAAGAGAACUUAAAACUACUACAUGAUGUGAGGUUUAAGUGCAGUUUUGUAUUCACGUCCCCUUAAAAAUGGAGACCGAAUCCAAACACAUGCAAACAGCUCUGAUUGAAAACAGAACUGUAUCUUACUGUGUAUGUUAAGUUAGUUUUUUCUGUUUGUUUGUAUGUAUGGUUUUAGUUUUUGAACAGUGAAAAUAUUGAAAAUGUCAUUGUUCUGUUUUCAAAAUGCUGACCUCCUACUGUUGUAUCUCAUGCACUCUUUCUCUGUUAUUCUCUCUUGAACAUGUUUGUUACUGUUGCAGUGAUAAAUGUUAAAAUUGCUGGCAGUUUGAGGCUAUGUUGCAUUUCUCCAUGUGUUGAUACUGUUUGUAGUAUCAUACACACUAUAUGGACAUGAGUAUGAAUGAGAUUGAGACCAAGUAAGUGGAUUAAACCACCACAGUUGUUGUGCGUGUGUAUGAGUGUGAGGAUAAUGUGUGUGUGCAUGUUACUGCCUGUCAUAAUGUGGGCAAGGCUGCUUACUAUACAGAAGGUCUAUACAAAAUGUUUUGAGUGCAUUCGGUAUACUGCUGACUGUGUGUUAAGAAAUAUUGGCACUAAUGCUUUUUUUCUCUCAUUUGAAGUUUUUUUUUUUUUUUUUUUAGCAGACUUGUCUUUUUUAUUGUCCGACCUGCAAUAAUAAAAAAGAACAUUUUAAUGACACAAAGAGCUGAAGGCAUAUAUGAAAAAAUGGACAUGCCAAAUCUUAUCAAACUGUGUGGAGUGGGAGGGGGGUGGGACGGGUUGUUUACAGAUGCAGAGUAAGAGUUACCGUACGUUUUUAAUGUUCUGUUGUUGUGUAUUCGUUUCAAAUUAAGACAGGCUUUAACGCUCCUGUUCAGUGUUUUCGUUAUGAGAUUUUACAAAGGAAAAAUUUAUUUAAACAAAUGAGAACAAGAUUAAUAAAGAUGAAAGUAUUGGCUUCUAAA
Molecule: messenger RNA, 19371 nt
Organism: Xyrichtys novacula (pearly razorfish)
Lineage: Eukaryota; Metazoa; Chordata; Actinopteri; Labriformes; Labridae
Source: the annotation of a GenBank genome assembly